Messenger RNA from Dermatophagoides farinae (American house dust mite), 568 nucleotides. The record is from RefSeq and is a predicted model, not a curated record. NCBI's taxonomy places the organism in Eukaryota, Metazoa, Arthropoda, Arachnida, Sarcoptiformes, Pyroglyphidae.
GUUGUAAAUGAUUAUAAUUGAUGCAUCAUUUUAGCUGUGAUUUAUUCGAAUCAUAUUUUGUACAUUGUUUUUUCAGUGUGAAAAAAUGAACGCAUUAAUCGUACCAGCAGCCAUUAGUGGAUUCUGGUUCAUUAUCGGUUUCAUUGUACCGUUAUUCAUUCCACGUGGUCCAAACAAAGGUAUAACUAUCACAUGCUUGAUGAUAACUGCCGUCUGUUGCUGGGUUCUAUGGAUAACGACCUAUAUCGCUCAACUGAAUCCAUUAUUUGGUCCACAGGUUAAAAGUACUACAUUAACUUUGAUGCGUGAAUGGGGAUUCUGAUCAUCAUCAUUAUUAUCAUCAAAAAUCAGUCAUAUAUCAUCAAAUAGAAAUAUGAAUAUGUUGAAGAAGAAGAAAAGAAAAUUUCAUUAUCAUCACCCUCAUUUCAUUGUUACCGCUCAACCAUUCAUUUAUUCUGUUUCCAAUCAUCAUCAUCACCACCACCAUUUACUUUAAUCUAAUCAAGAGAAUUUUCGUUUUCGUUUUUUUUUUACAUUAGAAUCGAAUAAAUUUUGAUAAAUUCAUUCA